Messenger RNA from Polychytrium aggregatum, 951 nucleotides. RefSeq lists its product as uncharacterized. The record is from RefSeq and is a predicted model, not a curated record. Bases 54 to 848 code for a protein of 264 amino acids. NCBI's taxonomy places the organism in Eukaryota, Fungi, Chytridiomycota, Chytridiomycetes, Polychytriales. The transcript has 2 exons.
GUUCAAUCGUUUGCACCAUCAGCCUUGCUCAAGCCGGCCCUGUCCGAGAAGCCAUGAGUGAUCGUGGCGGCAGCCUGUUCCGAGGCAACCCAGGCGGCGCAUCUCGCGGAGCCGCAAAUGGAGCGCCAGGUCGCGGGCGAGGAAGAGGUAUCAACCGUGGAGCAGGGGGCCCCUUUCGAGGUCAUCAUCACCGAGGCAAGCCAAACAGGGCAGCCGCAGCUCAUGGCCGAGGGCGGCAUGAGCUUCGCCAGCACCACUCGGCCCAGCCUCAUUUGCACUAUUCCAAAGAGUCCGGCACAGGCCCAGUGGCCACAGAAGCCACUCGCGGCCGAGGCCGAUUUUCGACCGCCUCGCAUGAUCGUCCUGGGCCAGCGUCGACGGGUUCGUCGAUCCCCUUCGAUAUCGCAACCCAUACCUUUGUCGCCCAGAACCCGGCAGCACUUCCGGCCGACCAACCCAGCAUCGAUUAUGUGCGCAUGCUCCUCGAAAGCGCCGAUGAUACACACGAUCUUGAUCCCGACAUGAUCUUUGGCGCCCUCACGGAGGGCACGAGUGCGGCCUUCUUUGGGCCGCAGGAUCCGAUGCAAGAGGAUCUGGCCGCCAACCUUGUGUACAUACUCCGGGAGCUGAUUGAGCAGCAACUGGACCUGUAUCCAACCUUUUGGUACGAAAAGAUCAUCCUGUACAUCAUCAAGGUGUUUGAGGCUACUUCGUCCCUGUCCAGUGUCAAUCUCUUCCAAAACCUCUCGGUUGGCGAGUCGAUCAAUCUGCUGACAAAGGAAGCGAUUCCGCGAGCCCUGUGUGAACUGCUCGCUAGGACGCUGGCCGUCGAACAAGACAGCGGGUAAGGAUGAUCGUGCAGCUGACGACGAUUAUUCAUUGCCUGAUCCCUCGUUGAAAUGGAAUCGAUUGAGUUACCGUGGAUUCAUGCCCUUCGACCACAUCUUUGUC